Molecule: messenger RNA, 2584 nt
Organism: Rhineura floridana
Lineage: Eukaryota; Metazoa; Chordata; Lepidosauria; Squamata; Rhineuridae
Gene: SOX18
Product: SRY-box transcription factor 18
Exons: 2
Coding region: 430-1788 (452 amino acids)
Biological process (GO): angiogenesis; vasculogenesis; lymphangiogenesis
Molecular function (GO): DNA-binding transcription factor activity, RNA polymerase II-specific; RNA polymerase II cis-regulatory region sequence-specific DNA binding
Source: RefSeq, a predicted model, not a curated record
CCCCCAGCACCCCCCGCUGCCCGCUCUCCUCCUCUUCCCCCCCCCCGUUUCCCCGUCGGGGUGUUCCUAAUGGACCGUCCCAAGCCUCCUCCUCUUCCUUCUCCCUCCUCCUGAUGGGACUCGGAGCCUUUAUAAUGUUGCCCCUCCGACGGGAUCGUCUUUUCCACCAAGUUCUCCUCGUCCUCCUUUGGAGGGGGAAAAGCAGCAGCAGCAACGCCCAGUGGCUCGGGCUGCCGCCGCCGUCCUCCUUGCGCUCGCUCUUGGUGCCGCUCAGCGUCUGUGCCACCCGCCCACCCACACUCCCCUCUUGGUGUUCCCCGGCGGCGCCUGGCGUUUCUUUUGAUUUCCUGGGGAAGGGAUCCCGAUUCUCUUCUUUCUUUUUACCCCUCUCUGCUCGGCUCGUGAUCCCAAAAGGUCCGUCUAGCUGGAAUGAAUAUAUCUGAGUCUAGUUUCUGUAGAGAGGAGAUACCCCAAGCCAGAGGCGACUUUUCAUGGGGAGCCGUCGCGGGUGCAGCAGCAGCGCCGCCGCCGCCGCCAACAGCAGGAGCAGCAGCCUCUGAUCCUGGGCUCGCCUACCCGCAGCAGACCCGGGGCCCAGAGCCAGCCUCCAGCCGGACCCCCAGCCCUGAUCCGGGCUUUGGAUUUCGCCCAGGCACAGCGCCGGCGGCGGCGAUCGGGGGAGGAGACCCCGGCGGCGCGCUCUUGGGAUCCGCGGCGUCCAGCCGUUCGCCCAGCCCGGACGCCGGCUAUGGCUACAGCGCCGUCUCGGGCCGACCAUCCGAGGGCAAAAGCGGCGAGGAUUCCCGCAUCCGACGCCCCAUGAACGCCUUCAUGGUCUGGGCCAAAGACGAGAGAAAGCGGCUGGCCCAGCAGAACCCGGAUCUGCACAACGCGGUGCUGAGCAAGAUGUUGGGCCAAUCAUGGAAAGCCCUCAGCGCCAAUGACAAGCGGCCCUUUGUGGAAGAGGCGGAGAGGCUGAGGAUCCAGCACCUGCAGGAUCACCCCAACUACAAGUACCGCCCGAGGAGGAAGAAGCAAGCCAAAAAGAUCAAGCGGAUAGAGCCCAACAUCCUCCUGCACAACCUCUCCCAGCCUUGCAAUGACAGCUUUGCAAUGAGCCACCGGGCUGCCAGCGGCAUUGGCCACCCGGGCCAUUCCCAGCCUCCUCCGCUCAACCACUUCAGAGAACUCCGCUCGGUGAGUUCAGACAUUGAGAACUAUGGCCUGCCGACCCCUGAGAUGUCUCCAUUGGAUGUCUUGGAGCAGACUGAGCCGGCCUUUUUCCCUCCUCACAUGCAAGACGACUGUAACAUGAUGGCAUUUCGGAGCUACCAUCAUCACCCUCCUCCUCCACCCCAGAUGGAGUUUACCCCAGAAAAAAACCUGGGGCGGAACAUGCCGAUGGGCUACCCCCAGAACCCACCUUCGCAUCUAGCCGAUGCCAUGAGGACUCCCCACCCACCUGGUAUGUACUACAACCAGAUAUGUGCUGGAGCCACCAAUGGGCUUUCGGCCCACCUGGGGCAGCUGUCCCCGCCACCGGAAUCUCACCAUCUGGACGGCGUAGAGCACUUGAAUCCCAACGAGCUUUGGACAGAAGUUGACCGCAACGAGUUUGACCAGUAUUUGAAUAUGAGCAGGACUCGUCCUGAUCCUUCGGGAUUUGCUUAUCAUGUUUCCAUGUCCAAAGUGACUCCUCGAAGCCUCUCCUGUGAGGAGAGCAGUUUGAUAUCAGCUUUGUCUGAUGCCAGCAGCGCUGUCUAUUACAGCACCUGUAUUACUGGGUAGGGUUGCUCCUUUGUGCUAUGUGUUCACCAAGGGGAGAGAGGAUCAGGGCAUAUCCACAGGCUGAACCUGGUUUAACAGUAAUUUCCUUUCCCCAGGGAGCCCUGGGAACUGCAAGGGGAGCCAUGGGAUCUUUUACCAGAAUUCUGUCUCCUAAUGACAAUUCCCAGGAUUCUUUGAGCGAAACUGUGUCAGUUAAACUAGCAUGCAUUUGAUCUAAGCUCAAAAUGUACAUGUACCCUUAGGAACAGUUAGUUAGAAAGCCAUGAUGUGCAGGUGCUAGAGAGCAACUUGGUUCCCUGUCCCUCUGGGACAUGAUGCUCUUUAGCAAAUUGAUUCUUGCAUAUUGUUCAUUGAGAAGCAAGUGCCAGUUUGCUGAGGUGCGAAACGUCUGCAGGAACUUAGAAACCUUUGCUCUAGAGAAGCAGCUCACUUUUCUGCUGUCGUGACGAGAGAGGGGCUUGGGAAUCUCACUCCUGCAGCUUGUGAAAUUUGCUGUGUUCACACAUUACAGGUUUUUUAAGUUCCAUGCUGAAGAUCAUUAAUCAUAAACCUCAAAGGGUAAAGUAUGAAUGCUGCAAAUGUGUUGGCAGAGCAGACCUGUGUACCGCACUCAUUUGGAAGCUGGAGGUUGGAUGUUGUGCCCUGCCGAGAACACAAUUAGUGGUAAACCCCAACUUUGCUAUUGUGUAAUGUGCGAAACGGCCCUUAGGUUCUCUGUUUUACACAUUUUCAGCUGAAGCGGUGGGGGGGGGGCACAACCACAGCAUAGCUCAUUAUGGGGCUACUUGCUCUUGCC